AUGGCAAUUGUAGCCAUAAAGAAUGCUAUAAAAGCAGUUAUAUCUUCUAAAUCGAAUGAUGAUCAACAGUCUCCUUUAUUAAAUGAUUCUAGAAAUAAUAGUACGUAUGGUUCCAAUUCUCAUGAUUUAGAACAACAUAUUGUUCAAGCUAGCGAUAAAUCUAUUUCAUCCCACGAUGAUCAUAAUGCAUCAUUAACACAUAAUAUAUUUAGUUCAAUAGACCCUAGAGUCAUUAGUGAUCUUAUUAUUGGUUUAAGUGAUGGGUUAACUGUCCCCUUUGCUUUAACCGCAGGUUUAUCCUCACUAGGAGAUUCUAAGUUAGUCAUCACUGGUGGGUUCGCAGAAUUGAUUUCUGGUGCUAUAUCGAUGGGUUUAGGUGGUUAUCUGGGGGCUAAGAGUGAAAUGGAUUAUUAUAAAUCAGAAGUUAAGAUAGAGAGGAAGAAAUUCUUUGAAGAUACAACUAUAGUGAAUCAUGAAGUUGAGGAUAUUUUAUUAAAUAUUAACCCUAAUUUUAGUGAAGAAACCAUUGUAUCAUUUAUAAAGGAUCUUCAAAAUGAUCCAGAAUUAAUGUUGGAAUUCUUAAUUAAAUAUGGAAGAAACCUUGACGAACCUGCAGAGAAUAGACAAUUAAUAAGUGCUGUAACAAUUGGUGGUGGUUAUUUAUUGGGUGGGUUCGUACCUUUAUUCCCUUAUUUCUUUGUAGAUAGUGUAGGCACAGGUGUUCUUUAUUCUACAAUCUUAAUGGCCAUCACAUUAUUUAUAUUCGGUUAUUCUAAAGCACAAUUAUCAAUGGGUGAAACUGCUACACCAUAUAAGAAGACAAUCGAAGGUGUAGAGAUGAUGGCAGUUGGUGGUAUUGCAGCAGGGGCAGCUUGGUAUUUUGUCAAAUUAUUAGGUUAA
Messenger RNA from Maudiozyma barnettii, 900 nucleotides. RefSeq names its product Ccc1p (gene CCC1). Gene Ontology annotation, molecular function: manganese ion transmembrane transporter activity; iron ion transmembrane transporter activity. Gene Ontology annotation, cellular component: fungal-type vacuole membrane. The record is from RefSeq and is a predicted model, not a curated record. Gene Ontology annotation, biological process: intracellular manganese ion homeostasis. Bases 1 to 900 code for a protein of 299 amino acids. Lineage: Eukaryota; Fungi; Ascomycota; Saccharomycetes; Saccharomycetales; Saccharomycetaceae. The transcript has a single exon.